AGCAGGCUUUCAUAUAGGGUGAGAUAGAAAUUGAAAUGGUCAGAAGAAGCCAUGAACCGUUCACGUUCCUGCACGGUACCUAUUUGUUGUGAAGAUUCACAAACCAUGGAUGAGCUGAGGAUCGUUUUGUUUGGCCGGCAAGAUGUCCAUAAAGAGAAACUGAAAGAAGUCUUGACCAACAAAGAACUCUUCACCUCAAAGGAUUCUUCUAAUGUGGUUGUUGUAAAUACUCCAGAUCUGUUCAAAAGAGAAGAAGAACUAGAUGAUGUGCUGGAAAAGAUCAAGCGUUCCCUCAAACAAGUCAAACCUGGUCCUCAUGUCUUCUUGUUUGUGGAGAGGUUUGACGAGAUGGAACAAGAGAAAACAAAGGCACUGAGUAUUUUUGUGGACACUUUUGGUGAACAGGCAUUAGACUUCACUAUGAUGGUGUUCACCACUGAUGAUCAAGAAGAAGAUGAAGCUGCCAUGAUGGGAAAUUUGGACCAGUUUUCCCUCAGAAAAUUAACCAGGCAUGUUGAUGAUAGAUACUUUAUUUUUAACGUUGCUGACAUUGAACAUCAGCAGCCUCAAGUCACUGAGCUGCAGAAGAAGAUGAAACAGAUGAGGAAGAACUGUUAUCUUUUCUACUCCCAGGGGAUGCUCGAGCAGGCUGAAAAAGCUCUGGGAAAAAAAGAGAAAGAAGCAUCAACAACAGAAGCAGAGUGGCGCUCUUUUUAUGACCGGUGUGGCGUGAUUGGAACAGCUGUUGGAACUGCAAUAGGAUAUGUUGUUGGUUGCCGUGGUGAACUGACAUCUACAACAGGAGCUGCAAUUGGAGGUGUAGCUGGUAUGAUCCUGUUUAUGGCAACAGCGUUUUUGGUGGUACUUGCUAAAUUUAAAAUUAAAAAGAAAUUCACCUAGAUUUCAUCAUCAUCACUGGGUUUGAUUGGUUUUUUUCUUUAAGCUGAUUACCAAAUUUAUAAAUCUAGAAAACUAUUAGUCGGAAAUCAUCAUGGGUCAGUCAUUUUAUUUUUCAGCAGAUCGAGAACCGGCUACGGUGUUUGCAUCUGCUGCUGACAUCUCAGAGCUCGAUGCUACGAGAUACCAGCAAGAGCUAAAUGACUGGAGGCUCUGAGCCUCUACGCUGUCACUGUGGGAUCCCACCACCACCCCACCAAAUGGAAACCUUUGCCACAUGAACACAUCAUCAUUGUACAUUAUUAUAUACAACUGAACAUUCACCAGGUCACCAGAGUUUAGGGUUCAGGUUUUGUAUGAGCCACAUGUUAAUAAAAAACUAGAUGUUAGAUUCAGGUGAUGUUUCUAAUAUUUUGGCUUUACGAUGUUUCCUCUUGUGGGUCUGAAACAACUGAAACAGGAUAAAAACAGGUGAAGCCCAACUCUGGAUCUGCUGCAGUGACCUGUUGGAUGUUAAGUGAACUUUUAUCUUCAUUAACCUGUGACUGCUUUCACAUCCAGUGGUGAUCUGUGAGAUAACACACAGUAAUGUCUUUAAAUGUCUUUUUGUGUGUUGGACAGAUCGAUAAUCUAUCAGUUUGAUCAGGUUAGAUCCUGCUGGCCGUCACAGACUCUGUUCUACAUUCAUACAGUUUGUUCUCAUUUUAAAGGAUUUUUGGGUUUCAGGGUUUUCUUGUGUUUGUUCUCCUGGAUAAACUCCAUGUUCUCACUUUAGGAGUUUCUACAGGACUGUUUCCUGAUACAAAUGCAAAUGUGUGCUUCAGCUUCAGUGCAGACGGUUUUCACAUGUUUGUGGAUGGAAACACUUCGGUGUCUUAAACCUGCAGAUAGAUAUAUAUGAUAUAUAUUGUUUUCGUGCCUGAACUUGUAUAGAAAUAUAUAAUCCAUUACCUAUACUCUAAUAUGUAAUAUGCACUCUUAUGGCAAUGCUAAUUUUACUCAUACUGCGGUCGCUCGCUAUAACACGGUUCACCUUUCACGGCCUCGCUGUUUCGCUGAUUU
This is a messenger RNA of Haplochromis burtoni (Burton's mouthbrooder), 1959 nucleotides long. RefSeq names its product GTPase IMAP family member 9. The record is from RefSeq and is a predicted model, not a curated record. Gene Ontology annotation, molecular function: GTP binding. NCBI's taxonomy places the organism in Eukaryota, Metazoa, Chordata, Actinopteri, Cichliformes, Cichlidae. Bases 52 to 900 code for a protein of 282 amino acids. The transcript has 2 exons.